Molecule: messenger RNA, 2844 nt
Organism: Debaryomyces fabryi
Lineage: Eukaryota; Fungi; Ascomycota; Pichiomycetes; Serinales; Debaryomycetaceae
Gene: GYP2
Product: Gyp2p
Exons: 1
Coding region: 1-2844 (947 amino acids)
Source: RefSeq, a predicted model, not a curated record
AUGGCGUUCUUUGAAACUUUACGUGAUAAGGCCGUGAAUACAAUUAACCAAGUAUUAGAUAAGAAGAAUGUUUCAGGUCUCACAAAAGAUCAAUUGUUUUGUCAUGAAAACCGCUUACCAGGAGAUGAAUCAAUUAUAGAUGAAUCAGCGGUUGAAGUUGGAAUUAAAGCUGACGAAAGUAAAGAUCAUUAUAAAGAUAUGGCAAUUCCCCAAGGUAGAAUAUACUUGACACAACACUUUUUAGUAUUUCGUGAUGCAUUUGAUAGAAGAAAUUGCUCCUUUUCAUUACACUUAUCUACGAUUAAGAAAGUUGAAAGAUUACCCACAGCAUCUUACGGAUUUGCUUUGGCAAUAACUACUCACAGCAAAAUAAAAAUUACAUUGUCUCUUAUUGGGCUUCGAUCGGACAGUGAAAAGUUUGCUCAAAAUAUGAAAUUGGCAUUAAAGAAGAAUUUAUCAAACAUUCAGAAAUUACAACCAUUUAUUCAAACAUGUUAUUCUGAAUACUUGUUAUCUAAGAACAAAAUUUCAGAUGAAAAGAUUGAAGUAAUCCCAGCAGGUGGUCUUGGGUUGAAGUUCAAGUUUCCUGGUAAUUCAAAGGAAUCUAGAGAUAAAUCUAAAAUGAAAUUAUGGUUUGAUCUUUUCAGAGCAGAUGGUAGGAAUUUAUCGCUUAUCAAAACGCCUAUGUUCUAUAGGUUGGUGAGAGUUGGAUUGCCUAAUAGGUUGAGAGGUGAAAUAUGGGAAUUAUGUUGCGGGUCAAUGUACUUGAGAUUAGCAAAUCAAGAGGAAUAUCAUGAAUUAUUGAACAACAACAAGGAAAAGCAAUCAUUGGCCAUAGAAGAAAUAGAAAAAGACUUGAACAGGUCGCUACCUGAAUAUGCAGCUUAUCAAAGUCCAGAAGGAAUUACAAGGUUACGUAAUGUAUUAACCGCCUAUUCCUGGAAAAAUGCGGAAGUAGGAUAUUGUCAAGCCAUGAAUAUUGUGGUUGCUGCUCUACUUAUAUUUAUGUCAGAACAACAGGCAUUUUGGUGUUUAAAUGUUUUGUGUGAUAGGAUUGUUCCAGGGUAUUACUCGCGAACAAUGUAUGGCACACUUUUAGACCAAAGAGUAUUUGAAUCUCUAGUUCAGGAAACAAUACCCAUGUUAUGGGAGCAUAUUACAAAAAAUGAUAUUCAAUUAUCGGUUGUAUCUUUGCCUUGGUUUCUUUCAUUAUAUUUAAGCUCUAUGCCCUUGAUAUUUGCGUUCAGGAUUCUUGAUGUUUUUUUCUUACAAGGCCCUAAAACAUUAUUUCAAGUUGCAAUUGCUGUAUUGAAAUUAAAUGGUGAAAAAUUGUUAAAGACAGAAGAUGAUGGAACGUUUAUCUCAAUUUUGAAGAAUUAUUUUCAAACCUUGGAUCAAUCAGCACACCCUGAUUCUCCAAAUCAAAAAUAUAGAUCGAUUACUAAGUUUCAGGAAUUGCUUGUAACAGCAUUUAAAGAGUUUUCUGUUAUAGACGAUGACAUGAUAAACAAGCAUCGUAGUAAACACAGAGAUACAAUAUAUCAAAAUAUUUCUACUUUUGUUAAAAGGACUGAAUUGAGAAACUUACCAAGAACUAACAAUUUUAAUCAAGAUACCUUGGGGAUAAUUUACGAUAGAUUCUAUUCUAUUGUAGAGUCUUAUAGUAUUACAAUGGGUUCAGGUUCUAGUGCUAUGGAUUUCAAAGCGUUCAGAACAUUUAUGUCCGAAAUUUGCGAUUGGGUUCAAGCCCCAAACGACACGGAGAAAAUUAAUGAUCCGAAUGAAAAUAAUGAAGACUUCUUACAUAGAUUAUUUUCCCACUGGUCUUCAGAAGGUGAGGAUACCAUUACUUUAUCUGAUUUGGUCGUAGGCUUGAAUAAGUUAUAUGAACCUGAUUUAAUGACUUCAAUAACAAAUUUCUUCCAGUUAUAUUGCAACGAAAAUGGAAAAAUUGACAGGGAAGGAAUAUUGCAAAUUUCAGAAGAUUUGCUAUACCUUACAACUCCGUGGAAAGAUGGUUUGCUUUUGGAUCAUAUAACGGAAGGCGCUAUUGAAAAUGCAAUCGCUGAUGAAAUUUAUAAACAGCAGAAAGAAAAUGGUGCCCAUUUUGAUGAAAAUGACAUUUCUUUACCAACAGAAGCUAAUAUAGAUAGACAGAAAUUAGAAAACCAACAAAUGGAAAGAUAUUUAUCAGCUGCAAGUACAUUUAUACAAAGAUCGUUUGAAUAUGCACAGCCAGAGGAUGAAGAAUUGCUUAUCAAGGAUUUGGCAAUCGAUAAUAAAAUUUCGCAUAACGCAGCUCUCAACCCUAAUGCGCCAGUUUUUGUUAAUUUACCAACAUUUAGAAUGGUUGUUUUGGCGGAUGAAACGUAUGAGUUAUUUUUCAGUAAGACUUUACGAACCUCUAUCCAUGUAUCAAAACCACUUGAUUCCAAAUUUAAUACCAUUCGUAAUUUGAGAGACAUGUUUGAUGGAUUAUUAGCAGAUGGUAGGAAGGUUGCAAACAAGGUGCGUCGUCGUAUGGACUCAGCUGCUACUAGCACUUUGAAUAACCCUAACAACAGUAGUAAUGAGAAUGCAACGUCAAAAUCACACAGUCCUGAAAAAAGUAAAGACGAAGAAGAAGAAAGAGAUGAUGACUUUGGUGUUAUUUCUAUAGAUGAGAAGGAUAAAGAUUUAUUAUUAGGAACUGAAGGACAGGUUUCUGUGGACCCUAUGAAGAAUUCUCUUUCGGCUAGCGAAGAAUUAUCAAAAUUCCGUAACGCGGAGGACAUGUCAAAAAAGCAGAACAUAGGAAAAGAUAUUACUGGCAAAGAUAAAAAUUUGAUUGAAUUCGAAACCUAG